This is a messenger RNA of Prunus armeniaca (apricot), 3411 nucleotides long. The record is from the annotation of a GenBank genome assembly. Lineage: Eukaryota; Viridiplantae; Streptophyta; Magnoliopsida; Rosales; Rosaceae.
AUGAGAUGCCAUCUGCUCUCCAAGACCGUGCUUUUAGUCAACGUCUUCUGCUUACUGUGUUGCUGCGUUUUCUCUUCCGUUUCCGGGGAAGCGCUGUUUUCCGAGAAAUCGAUUUUGCUUGAGAUCAAGAGCUCAUUUCCAGACCUAUAUGGGGUUCUCUCCAGCUGGAGCUCAAACAGCUCCGACCACUACUGUUCGUGGCUCGGGGUCUCCUGCGACUCCAAAUCCAGGGUCGUCUCGCUCAGAAUCACGGGCAUUGAUGGAAAAGGAGGUAAUUUUCAAGCUCUUUCUUGCUCUGAGACUUUGAAACUUCAAUUUCCGUUUAAUGGGUUUGGGGUGUGGAGAACUAGUUCACGUAGUAGUGGAAAUUUAGCUGGAAAGCUUUCACCUUGGGUUGGAAAGCUCACUGAGCUUAGAGUUUUAUCGCUGCCUUACAAUGAACUUAAUGGCGAAAUUCCUAAGGUAGUUUGGGGUUUAGAGAAGCUUGAAGUGCUUGAUCUUGAGGGAAAUUUGUUGACCGGGAAGUUGCCAAACCUGUUCUCGGGUUUGAGAAAGUUGAGGGUUUUGAAUAUUGGGUUUAAUAGAAUUGGCGGCGAGGUUCCUUUUUCGCUUUCCAGAUGCAUGAAUUUGGAGGUUCUGCAUUUAGCUGGUAAUGAAGUGAGUGGAACCAUUCCUGGCUUCUUUGGUAGUUUUCCAAAGCUGCGAGGGCUUUAUUUGUCUCAAAAUAGGUUAAAUGGGUCUAUACCAUCUAAAUUUGGACAUAAUUGUCGGAAUCUUGAAGAGCUUGAUGUGUCAGGGAAUUCCCUUGUUGGAAGUAUUCCAGGUAGUUUGGGAAAUUGUGGGCGGUUACAGACUCUUUUGUUGUUUUCGAAUAUGUUGGAUGGUGUCAUUCCCCGAGAACUUGGUUGGAUUCAAAGGCUUGAAGUUCUAGAUGUUUCUAGGAAUAGCCUUAGCGGUCCAAUCCCCUCUGAGCUCGGACAGUGUGUCAAUUUGUCUAUCCUUGUCCUAUCAACUCGUUUUAAUCCGUUGACAUCCCAUCAGAAUACCAAUGAAGAUUCAUCAGUUGAAAGAUCUAGUGGUCGGGAGGACGAUUACAAUUACUAUGAAGGCUCCAUUCCGGAGGAAAUUACAACCCUGCCAAAUUUGAAAAUAGUUUGGGCACCAAGGGCAACCCUUGAAGGCAAGCUUCCAAGCAAUUGGGGCGGUUGUGAGAACUUGGAAAUGGUGAACUUAGCUCAGAACCUUUUCAGUGGAGAAGUUGUUGGAGUAUUUGAAAGAUGCAAGAAGCUGCAUUAUCUGAAUUUGGGCUCAAAUAAGCUGAGUGGGAAGAUUGAUGAGAAGCUUCCAGUUCCUUGUAUGACCGUUUUCAAUGUUAGUGGGAACCUCAUGUCUGGACCUAUCCCCGAGUUUAGUUACAGAGUGUGUCCCCAGGUGCCCCCGAAUUCAGAUCUUGUCCGAGUCCACAAUCCAUCAGUUGCAUAUAAAUUGCUCUUUGCUUGCAGAACUCAGCUUGACACCCAUUUACCACUUUUUGGUGCUAGUUUCACAAUGAUUCACGAUUUUAGUGGUAACAACUUCAUUGGUCCAAUCCAACACCUCCCUGUUGCAUCGGAGGGAUUGGGAAAGCGGGCUGUUUAUGCAUUUCUUGCUGGUGGGAACAAACUCACUGGAUCAUUUCCUGAAAGCUUACUAGGACAAUGUGAUGGAUUACAUGGAAUGAUUAUCAAUGUUAGCAACAAUAAGAUAUCAGGUCGCAUUCCUUUUAAGGUUGGAGUGAUGUGCAGAUAUCUUAGAUUCCUGGAUGUCUCUGAUAAUCUAUUAUCUGGGUCAAUACCUCCAGAUCUUGGGGAUUGGAAAUCUCUUGUCUUUCUUGACUUGAGCAGGAACCGGUUGCAGGGUCAAAUUCCUGAGGAUAUCAGUCAUUUGAAGUAUCUUAAGUAUCUGUCUCUGGCUAAUAACAACCUUACUGGUGCAAUUCCUGCUAGUUUUGUGAGGUUACAAUCCCUUGAAGUGUUAAAACUAUCUUCAAAUUCUCUUUCUGGUGAUAUUCCACAAGGUCUUGUGAACUUGAAAAACAUAACUGUUUUUCUGCUUGACGACAAUAAACUCUCUGGACACAUCCCUUCAGGAAUGACUAAGGCAAGAUCACUAUCUACAUUUAAUGCAUCCUUCAAUAACCUGUCUGGUUCAUUUCCAUUUAACAAUAGUGUGAUGAACUGUAGCGGUGUCCUUGGAAACCCUUUCCUUAAUCCAUGCCGUGUUGUUUCGCUCACUGCUCCAUCAACAGAUCAACCAGAUAGCUCAGGGAAUUCACAAUAUCACCCUGAUUCUUCAUCAGAAACUGUUGGUGACGUGGACAAUAGUGGAUUAAACUCAAUUGAGAUUGCAUCUAUAGUAUCUGCAUCAGCUGUUGUUUUGGUUUUGCUCUCUCUUGUUAUCCUUUUCUUUUACACUAGAAAAUGGAUACCAGAUUCCAGGGUUCAAGGUUUUGAAUAUAAAGAAAUGACAGUUUUUACAGACAUUGGGGCUCCAUUGACGUUUGAGAAUAUUGUUCAAGCAACAGCGAAUUUUAAUGCCAGCAACUACAUCGGGAGUGGAGGAUUUGGGGCCACUUACAAAGCCGAAAUCGGUCCUGGAACCAUUGUAGCUGUAAAGAGGCUUGCUGUUGGAAGGUUUCAUGGUGUUCAACAGUUCCAUGCUGAGAUUAAGACCCUUGGAAGGGUGAGACACCCCAACCUGGUGACUUUAAUAGGUUACCAUGCCAGUGAAACUGAGAUGUUACUCAUAUAUAAUUAUUUACCAGGAGGCAAUUUGGAAAAUUUUAUUAAGGAAAGAUCUAGAAGACCUUUUAAUUGGAAUAUUCUCCACAAGAUUGCUCUGGAUAUAGCCCAUGCACUUGCUUAUCUGCAUGAUGAGUGUAUUCCGCGUGUCCUGCACCGUGAUGUCAAGCCAAGUAAUAUACUGUUAGAUGAUGAGUACAAUGCCUAUUUGUCUGACUUUGGAUUAUCUAGGCUUUUGGGAACUUCUGAAACACAUGCAACAACUGGUGUGGCAGGGACUUUUGGUUACGUAGCACCAGAGUAUGCUAUGACUUGUCGUGUGUCUGAAAAGGCUGAUGUUUACAGUUAUGGUGUCGUGCUGCUUGAAUUGAUUUCGGAUAAAGAAGCCUUGGACCCUUCAUUUUCUUCACAUGGCCAUGGUUUCAACAUUGUUUCUUGGGCAUGCAUGCUGUUACGAUUGGGUCGGGCUAAGGAGGUCUUCAUGGAAGGGCUAUGGGAUGCCGGACCCCAGGAUGAUCUGGUAGAGAUGCUGUACUUGGCUGUAACGUGCACAGUUGAGACCCUCUCCAUUAGGCCUACAAUGAAGCAAGUUGUCCGAAGGUUGAAGCGAAUCCAACCUAUUUCAGGCUAG